Messenger RNA from Leptosia nina, 252 nucleotides. NCBI's taxonomy places the organism in Eukaryota, Metazoa, Arthropoda, Insecta, Lepidoptera, Pieridae. The record is from the annotation of a GenBank genome assembly.
AUGGCUGAUCUUCCCUACGGACCCCCAGUGAGAGUUUCACCCUUGAUCAGAUUUGGCCGUUGGUCAUUUCUGACAGCUGGUAUCUUGUAUGGUGCAUUCCACCAAAACAGGCUUUCUAAAAGGGAAGUUAAGAUCCGAGAGGUUGAAGCUAAGGAGAAGGCUAUCAGGGACGAAAAGAUCAAGCGAGAAAAAGCAAUUGCUGCCGCUGCCGAAUUGAAGAAUUUGGAGGAAAUGGUAAACAAAAAAGAUUAA